UCAUCCGGACGCCCCCAACCCAGCUACCGGUGCGGUCGGUCGGUCGCUACCCAAACGAAACAUGGGAAGCAUACAAAACGGAAAACUCACCCGUCGACGGGCGUCGCGACGCCCACAUUGGCUCCUCUUUUGCUGCUAUCGCCUUUUCCAUUAUCGUCGUCGUCGUCGUCCUCGGCUCGGCUUUGGAUGGGAAAACUUCGAACAAACAACUGCGGGCUUCGGUCCCGGUUCGGUCGCUCGCACACCGUCAGUCGUGAGUUUCCACUAGGAUCGAGCGCGUCGUCGUCGCGAGUUUUCCCGUUCGUGUACCGUGCAGUCAGUCAGAGUAACCAAGUACAGUACCUACAGGCAGGGAGGGAUAGGAACCACCUGCACCAUUGUCUCUCCGGAAGGGUGGUUCUCCCCCGCACCGCGUCGUUGUCCUGAUAUCCUUACUGUGUGGUUCGAAACUGGUGGAGUGGGUGGCUGCCUCGAAGCUGCAGGAUUUUCUUGAAUGAGCAGCGUGUCGGGAAUUGCAUCGUAUCCGAGUUGUGUAGUGCUUGCGCUUGUGCGCUGUGUGAUGUGAUAGAUAAGUGAAGGUCGGAAAAUUGCGAGACGCGUGUAGGGCUGGAGAUGGGGGCUGGUGUGUGAGGGAAUCCUGCGGGAUUUAGUGUAUCAAAGUCCGGGCAAUCGGUGAAGAGAAGCGUGUCCUGCCUCCCACCACACCCACACCAACACUCACGGAGAGGACUCCCCGUUAGUCCGAGUGGGAGCAGAAGGGCACUGCCAGCCAUAUCGUGUAUCGUUGAGGAGAAAAGUGAGAAAAUUGUGUUAAGGGGAAAUACGAGUGCUACCUACAAACCAUGGUCUGGAAAUAGGAUUUGGCAAGGUGUGCGAUCCCCAUUAGUGCAUGUUACCGAAGAAGAUACCAAUUUCUCCAUAGUGAAGGGUCUAUUUCAAUGAUGUCCCGAGGUGUGUCACCUCGACCGGUGUGAAAAGAGAAAAUAUAGAAACCCGUCAAACCAAUAAUGCAAUGAAACCAAAAAAAGGAUGUAACACCUGCCAACAACGGUGGCGGCGGUGGCGUCGGCGUCUAUAAUCGGAAAAGUUCAAUCAGCGCGGGCAUCCUUUCCCAUUUAUUCCAGUCUGUUUUUUUUUGCUCUCUUGUGUCACGAAUAACAGCGCAGUGAAUAGCGAAUCUCACGUUCGAAAUCAGUGGAAAUUGGUGAAAGGUUACCUAUAGAGUAAUCGGGUGAAACGUGACGGCCUAUUCAGCACCAGCGACGAGAAGCUGCACGCGAAGUUUAGCACAGUUUGGGAAAAUGAAAACGGUGCCAACAGAAGAAAAAAAAUGGGAAAGUUUUCACCUAUUGAAAGAUCUGAGAGCUGAAUGCAUUGCAUUGGUGCAAUAGUAAGUGAAAUGUGAAAAUCUUGUGUGAAAGUAUCUUCUCUAGUCAGAAAAGUAAAUAUUUUGUGUGAAUUUGUGAAAAAGAAUGCUAAUGGAAGUUACAAUAGGUAGUGAUUAACGGAAGUAACUGAUCUGAAAUAGUUCAGAUCGUGAAGCAGACGAGUUUCUUUAGUCAGACGGAGAAAUCAUAACUAAGGAUAUGCCUGGUAUCGUGGUGUUCCGGCGGCGGUGGUCCGUCGGUUCCGACGACCUCGUGGUGCCCGGAUUGUUUCUCUUCGUCAUCCACUUGAUAUGGUUGACUGUACUCGGAGUGGUGACAGGAUUGUUCCAGUACGAUCGAUCCAUACGAUGUAUAGAAUUGUUAUGGUUCUUUCAAAUUGGUUACAUUUCCAUUUUAUCUUGUUGCAUCCUAUUAGAGGUCGCCAUAUGUAUUGUUGCGAUGCGGGGUAGCAUCUUGGAUAUGGGACCGCGUGCCAUCAUGCCGUAUCUGCUGUACACCCGGGUACUAGUGAUGAUCAUAGACCUCACCUGGUUAAUUGUGGGUGCCAUUUGGAUCAAAGAUCACUACCUUGAGUGCCCCAUCCAAGAACCCAAAGAAACCAUGAUUGCAGUGAUCAUCUGCAAUCUACUGGUGAUCUUCAGCAUGUUUACUACGAUGUGGUGCACAUUUGAUCCGGCGGGUCGGUCUUGGGUCAAGAUGAAGCAGUACCAACGGUCGAUGCGAGAAUCGGAGUCUCGGUUCAACUACAAACGCAGCGGCAGCCGGAGUCGGAACUGGCGCCAGCGGAAGGUGAUACGGGCCUACCAGGACAGCUGGGAUCACCGGUGUAGACUGCUGUUUUGCUGCAUGGGUAACAGCGACCGAAGUCGGAAUUCGUUCACCGACAUCGCCAGGCUGCUGAGUGACUUCUUCCGCGAUCUGGACGUGGUUCCGUCCGACGUGGUAGCAGGCCUGGUACUGCUCAGGAAGUUCCAGAAACUUGAACGAGAAGCCGUCGUUCGGCAGCGCAAAAACGGUACCUACGAGUUCCUAUCCGGAGUUCCCAUAACCGCAAACACUCAGUUCUUGGCUUUGAACGAUUCCAAGGACUACGAUCACUUUCAGACUGUGAUCCGCUACAUGUACUUUGCCCAGGGUGCCUAUGGGUGGCCAAUGUUCCUCAUGAGUCAUUCCCGAACGGGAAUCUGCCAGCUCGGGUCCGAGCUGACCUGCUGUUUGUCAUGCUGCCGGCGGAAAACCGGCACCGAGGUGGUCGAGGACAACUGCUGCCUGUGCAAUUACGCCGCCCUCAAGAAGAUGCUGAAGAUCGGAGAGGUCGAGGUCAUCUACGCCACAUAUCACGUAGACAUCGGCGAAACGCCGUUCUUCGUCGCCGUGGACUACACCCACAGCAAGGUGGUGGUCAGCAUCCGGGGGACGCUCAGCAUGAAGGACGUCCUGACGGAUCUGAACGCCGAAGGGGACUGCCUUCCGGUGAACCCACCACGCGAGGACUGGUUGGCCCACAAGGGCAUGGUCCAGGCGGCCAUCUACAUCAAAAACAAACUGGAAGAGGAGAAUCUCAUUCAGCGGGCCCUGGAACACAAUCCGGCGCGAGGCACUCAGGACUUCGGGCUGGUGCUGGUGGGACACUCACUCGGUGCCGGCACGGCAGCCAUCUUGGCUAUACUGAUGAAACAGCAGUACGAUGAUUUGCACUGUUACAGCUAUUCGCCACCAGGUGGCUUGUUGAGCAUGCCAGCGGUCGAGUACAGUAAAUCCUUCAUUACCUCGGUGGUGGUGGGGAAAGACGUCGUACCGCGGAUAGGCCUCCACCAAAUGGAAGCCCUGCGAGCGGAUCUGAUCAACGCCAUCCAGCGGAGUAUAGAUCCCAAGUGGAAAACGAUAGCCUGUUCGGUCAUAUGCUGCUGUUGCGGGCCGGAGCCGACUUCGGUGACGAUGAUGUCCACCAAAGAGGAGAACGUCAUACGGUACGAGCAGGAUCGGAACAGCGCUCGCCAGAGUACGGUGCAUCCCAACGAUAACUCCAUAGCCCUGACGCUGCACCAUCCCCUGUAUCCGCCCGGACGGAUCAUCCAUAUCGUGCGGCACCAUCCCAACCAGGACGAACACAAGUUCGAGAAGGGUUGGAGCAGACAAAUGCUGAAAAAGCGCGAACCAGUCUACCAGGCGAUCUGGGCCGACAACACCGCCUUCGACGAGGUGCUCAUCUCGCCCGUUAUGGUGCAGGACCACAUGCCGGACAAGGUGCUGGCCGCACUGAACAAGGUUAUAACCACGGUCGGCCCUCGCAAGCCCCAACGCCAGUCAUCGAACGCCAACUCAUCGAUCGCCUCGGAAGCCAUCGAAGCCCUACUGCAGGCGGACGGACACCACCAUCAUCAGUUCACCAAUCAUACGACGCCUGGAACCGCUGUGGAACCAUCGCUGGCAGUGGCUCUGCAAAGUCCGGCGUCACCUUCGGUACCGCACAAGAUCUGUUUGGAAACUUCUUUCACCAGCCUCCAAUCUCCACAGGACCACAAUCCUCCCAGUAAGGCUUCUUCCGUCGCCGGCGGAAGCAUCCUGGGUGUACGCAGCCAGUUGUCCAGCACCGUAGACGACAGUGGAAUACCGAAGAGCCUGUCCGGACCGAGCGAGGCCACCACCGUCAUUUUCAACGAUCCGCUACAUCAUCAGCAGCAACGGGCUCCAAGUUCCGCUAGCAACACUGGGCGAACGGUUGCCUUCAAUACUUCUCCGAGCGUGAUACGCAAUGGACGGCCUCCGGUUCCCGUCGGGUCCCAGAAGCAACCCAUGAGCCUGUCGUGGAACGGCACUCGGCAAAAUUCCUGCGAGAUCAAGAAGAUUGACUUGAUCCACGACGAUUGGUUCGGGCUGGCCCCACUGGCCAGCCCCGAGUCACUGUCGGAGCUGUCCAGUAUCAGUUCUCGGGCAAGUUUUGGAGCCAACCUGGCGUCCAGUAUUGACCGGUACCUGGAGAAGAUCAGCGAGAGCAAGGAAGCUGGGGAACGGAAGGGCGAUGGGACCGAUCCUUUGCUGGAGUCACAGCUUCAUACUCCGAAGAUCAUACGAAGGACGCCGAAGGUGAGCGGGAAUUUGUCGUUGUGCGCGGAAGACGUGAAAACGAUUAACAGCUACAAGCGGAUGGGUAAGAUCUUUGUUUUGAAUCGGGCGCCAUCGGACAGUGAUUCAACGGUGGAUAGUUACGAAUCAGCGCAUAACGUUAUUGUGCUGGAUGGAAAAGGGAUCAUCGGUGCGGAAAUGCUUACUGCUGGUGGCACUUCACCCAUCAAGGAGAACUCUAAAUCGGCAGACAACCUCGACGAGUUGAACACCCGGCAAGUAGUGCCGGGUGGUACAUCGAACUCCGGUGCCUCAGGAACCAAGAAGACCUCAUUCGCCGUAAGUGAUAGCGCUAUUCCGCAAGAGUGUACCUCAAACUGUCCGUCGUGCCCAUGUCGAAGAUCUCCGGGUGGACCAUGUUGUCAGAAGUUCAACCAUCGAGAAUGCUACAACUACAAGUACACCUCGUUCAACAUCUUCAAGUUCAACAACAGCCGGGACAGCAAGACUACCAGCUCCAGCGAUACCUACCACAGCGCUAUGUCUUCGUUGACCGGUGAUCUUGACCACCCCGGUUCCAGUACAAACCAACUCCACUCUAGCAGCAGUAGUAGUAGCAGUAGAACCCUCCAAAACGCUAACCUUAAGCCAGGUGUCCUGGAGUCGCACUUCCCCGUCUACCAAGAAACGGUUUCCGAAGAGCGCCUUUCGUUGCUCUCCAAUAUCAGGGAAAGCAGUCCCGUUCGGCUACCUGCCGCCGCAACGACAAUAAGUAACCAACGGUUGAUCCUGAAAGACCAACCAGUGAUCGUCAAGCGUCACAACGAAGACGACCUGAACGCGUUCGCGCGCAACGAGUCGCUCCCUCUGUUGGCGAACCUCGUGGAGAAGUCCUCGCCCACCAACUACGUCCGCAAGAAACAUUCCGUCUAUCCCAGCGAAGCUGGUCACCCGAUCGCAACGGCAGGUUUCGGUGCCGGCUGCACCAGCACCAGCAGCAGCAAUGGCCGCGGCAGCAUAGCUACCAUCCACUCGUCUUCAUCGUACUCGUCCGUCACCUCGUCGCCCAAUCGGUUCCCCCGGAACGAAAGCAACGUAUGAGAUCGCCGCCGGAACUCAAGCUCCGAAACACUAGUCUAAAUUACCAACCUAAUUACGUAUCAAUCACAAGUCGAAUGUAUAUCUAUACCUUAGCGUACUUCCCGCGGCAUUUUGCGAUUGAUAAUGGCCGGUGACAUGAAGUGCGGUUUCAAAGGGGAAGAUUCAAAAAUUACGUCCAUCGUUUUUCGGGAUUUCUAGACCCCCCCUCCCCCCUCUGUCACGCAAUUUCCCUAUACCCAAUACACGUACUGUCACACUUUUCUAGACCCCCCCCCCUCCCCCAAAUGUUGGACGUAAUUUUUGAACGUUCCCAAGGUAUCAAACGAUCUGACAUGUUGUGUAGAUCGGCAGUGCGAUCGUUUAUCCUUACUAGAAACCGUACUUCAUGACAGCUAUUAUCUACCGAGAAAUGCAAGAUAGUUUCGAAUCUCUUUUACAUUUCCUAUGAACCAUAUAGCCUCUCUGCCUCUUUCUCUUUCUAAUUGUAGUCCGUCGUAAGUCCUUUUCUAGUUCCCCUUCUUUUUAACGAAACUGUUCCUACCAAUAAUGUUCAAACGGCCGUCAUGUUACCACGUGGAUGCCUCAAUCGCAGAGAUCAGACGUCCUCGCUCGGUUCUUGGUAUGGAUCAAACACAGUUGAUGGCUUACUUGUACCGUUUGACAGUUAACCAAUCUUAUCGACCGACUGUCAAAUGACACACUAAACGUCAAAUCGUUUGACUCCCACUAGAAACUGAACUUUGUUACGAUGAUCGUCAGCUCUCACGAUUUGUAUUCAAGCCUGGAUGUCAGUUCUCUGUCUUUCAAUCGAGGUUUCAACACCGACGAACCGACGUGACAGUGGUGUUUCAAAACUGUCCCCCUCAAUUUAACGGUCGACCAGCAAAGCGAGCGAACCCUUCUGUCAAAUCAGCGUAGACACGAACCUCUUCCUAUGUUAACACACGGGGGUUUGGUAUCAAGCUAGCAUACCAACGCGGGCCGUUAUAGAGGUGGCGAUAGUGUUCGGCUAUUUUUCAUCAUGGCGUCGCGGACAACAAAUUUGAAUUUGUUUGUUCUAGCUGUCACGUCGGUUCGUCGGUGGUUUCAACUCAUUUGUUGAAUCUCCACUACUAGGACAAGCCUUCUACAAACGCUAAUGGACACUCCAAUCAUCCAGUAUUUCACGAGUGCCAAUGGUCACUAGCAUUUUGCUCACUUUUUGGUGGGGAUCAAACGAUCUGACGUCUGGG
Molecule: messenger RNA, 6787 nt
Organism: Aedes albopictus (Asian tiger mosquito)
Lineage: Eukaryota; Metazoa; Arthropoda; Insecta; Diptera; Culicidae
Gene: inaE
Product: diacylglycerol lipase-alpha
Exons: 12
Coding region: 1587-5555 (1322 amino acids)
Biological process (GO): arachidonate metabolic process; diacylglycerol catabolic process
Cellular component (GO): dendrite membrane; postsynaptic membrane; cytoplasm
Molecular function (GO): lipoprotein lipase activity
Source: RefSeq, a predicted model, not a curated record